AUGCUGUCCAACAUCGACGAGCGCGAGAACCUGGCUCACAUGGAGCGCGGCGAGCUCUAUUACGCGUUUACACCAGAACUUGUUGCUGCGAGGAAACGAUGCAGCCGUGCUGUUAAUCGACUGAACAGUGCUGGUGAACUGAGCAGGCGAGAAAUCGCCCAGUUCUGGAAAGAAAUCACCAAUGACCCUCGAGACCUCCCACCACCGGCUGCCACAGAAGACGAAGAGGACACAGUAUUGCAUGAAUAUCCCUGGAUCGAACGACCGAUCAACAUUGACUACGGCACGAACGUCAAAGUCGGAAGCAAUGUCUUUAUCAACUUCAACUGCACAAUCCUGGAUACAUGCACAGUAUCCAUAGGAUCACGGACGCUUAUUGGUCCCAACGUUUCUUUCUUCAGCGGGACACACCCAGUUGAUCCGGACGUCCGCAAUGGAACAUACGGACCGGAGAUGGGUGGCUGUGUUACCAUCGGCCAGGACUGCUGGAUCGCCGGCAAUGUCAUCAUCCUGCCUGGAGUUACGGUCGGCGAUGGCUGUACCAUUGGGGCGGGGAGUGUUGUGACAAAGAAUCUUGCGCAAGAUUGA
Aspergillus versicolor CBS 583.65 is the source of this 588-nucleotide messenger RNA. Its product is annotated as sugar O-acetyltransferase. The coding region runs from base 1 to 588 and encodes 195 amino acids. The record is from RefSeq and is a predicted model, not a curated record. The transcript is spliced from 3 exons. Lineage: Eukaryota; Fungi; Ascomycota; Eurotiomycetes; Eurotiales; Aspergillaceae. Gene Ontology annotation, molecular function: acetyltransferase activity.